AUGGCUUUAAAGAUAUUCAAGCGAUGGAAGGCAAAGUAUGGAGUCAGAGUCUUUGGCAGCAAGGCGGCCAAGACUGUCAUGGAGAGUGAUGAAAGAAAUGGCAACAACGACUCUUUCGACAAUGGCUUCCUGCUGGAUCGGUUAGGAGGUCCUCAAGUGCUGGAGUGCCUUGUGGAAGCCUUUCUCGACCGUGUUCUCUUGGAUGACAAGUUGAUGGACUUCUUCAAGGACACAGAUUUGAGGGUCCUGACAUUGCAUCAGAAGCGAUUCUUCACCAUGGCAUUCACCAAAAUCCCGGAAAGCGUCAAUGUGAUGAUCAGCAUCAAGAAUCACCAUAAGCAUCUCUUUGCCCAAGGGCUCCAUGAAGGUCAUUUUGAUCUUGUGGUUCAGCACUUGACUGCCGCCAUGGAGGCAUUGGAGGUUGACAAAGCCAUUAUGACUGAAGCAGCAAGAAUUGUAUUACCAUUGCGUGUCAUUUUUGAAGAAGGAGCCAAAGAAGCCAAACUUGCGCAAGAUUUGUAA
Seminavis robusta is the source of this 522-nucleotide messenger RNA. NCBI's taxonomy places the organism in Eukaryota, Bacillariophyta, Bacillariophyceae, Naviculales, Naviculaceae. The record is from the annotation of a GenBank genome assembly.